AUGGGUGGAAGCCGAAGAAUAGCGUGUGGAAGCUACUGGAUUGGAGGUCAGAAGUUUGGCAACAUAUACUAUGGCAGCCCCAGGAACUACACUGAGCUCCAAAAUUAUGCUGGCAGCUAUCGGAAUGACCGCUUCCAUGGAGUCAGGGUCAACGAGCACCUCUUAAAGCCACUCUCUGUCAGAGUUGACCCCGAGAUCCAGAAAAUACGAAUUCAGGAGCGGGAAGAAAUGAAAUCACUCAACACCCAGUUUGCCUGCUUCAUCGACAAGGUCCGAAACCUGGAGCAGAAGAACAAGGUGCUGGUGACCAAAUGGAAUCUCCUGCAGGAGCAGAGGCCACCGGUUAAGAGAGAUCUCCGACCUCUCUUUGAAAAUGCUAUAGGUGGCCUGCGCAAGCAGCUGGAUUUCUUGCUGAGUGAAAAGGGGCAGAUGGGACCACAGCUGCAGAAUAUUCAGCAGUGCAUGGAGAAGUUUCAGUGCAAGUAUGAAGAAGUCAUCAACCGCCGUGCGGCAGCAGAGAAUGACUUUGUUUUGCUUAAGAAGGAUGUAGACUCUUCUUUCAUGAAUAAGAGGGAGCUGGAGGUCCAGGUGGCAGCACUGAAAAUGGAGGUUGAAUUCCUGAGGUGUAUUUACGAUGAGGAACUGUCACUGCUCAGUCAGCAGAUUCCAUGUGAAACAUCAGUCAUCGUGGAGAUGGACAAUAACCGAGGCCUAGAUAUGAACUGUAUCCUCCAAAAUGUCGACUCCUGGUAUCAAAGUAUUGUGCAGGGGAGCAAAGAAGAAGUGAAUGCUCUAUACCGAAGCAGAUUUCAGGAACUUCAGAACCGAAGACAUCAAAUUAAUGAUGAUCUGAAGAACAGCAAACGAGAGGUUGCAGAACUGAGCCGAAUAACACAGAGACUGCUCUGUGAUCUGGAAAAAGUCAAGAAGCAGGUCGCGUCUUUGCAGUCGACUGUUUUUGAUACCGAGUAUCACGGCGAUUUGACUCUGAAGGAUGCCCAGGAGAAUCUGGAUAAGCUCCACAGCGCCCUGCAUAAAUCCAAGGAUGAGCUGGCAUGCAUGUUGAGGAACUAUCAGGAGCUUCUCAAUGACAAGCUGGCCCUAGAUAUUGAAAUAGCGACAUAUAAUUCAUUGCUGGAGGGAGAAGAAAACAGGUAUUAA
Gekko japonicus is the source of this 1161-nucleotide messenger RNA. RefSeq names its product keratin, type II cytoskeletal 4-like. Gene Ontology annotation, biological process: keratinization; intermediate filament organization. The transcript is spliced from 7 exons. The record is from RefSeq and is a predicted model, not a curated record. Bases 1 to 1161 code for a protein of 386 amino acids. Gene Ontology annotation, molecular function: structural constituent of skin epidermis. Lineage: Eukaryota; Metazoa; Chordata; Lepidosauria; Squamata; Gekkonidae. Gene Ontology annotation, cellular component: keratin filament.